UCCGCGAGGCCGGCAUCGCCGAAAGUCCCCGCGGUUUGCAUUCGGCCAUUUGGACGUUUUUCGCGAAAAUUUUUAACCAUUCCGCGAGUUUCCGCGCUCUCUGUGCCUCGAAACGUGGCGGAUCCGCGAGAAGCAGCGCCGACUCGCGUCGAGUUCGCAUUCAAAAAUACGAACUCUUUCGCGCACGUGCUUCGUUGCCAGUGGACGAAUCUCGUCGUGACACCAGCAAGAUGUGACGUCCGUGCCCAGUGUACAAAAGUGCAGCUGGCACGUAUGAAUGUGCACGGGGGACGUGCUCGAGAAGAGGCGGAAGUUUCAUUCCCACCGGAAGUAGAAGAGGCCCGCCGGAAGAAAACAUGAAGCGCGCCAGGCAGCUUGACAAGGAGAACGACCAACCCGAUAAGAUCGGGAAUUUCAACAACGCCGGGGAGGAAAUUAACAUGUCAUUGGAGAACAAAACAGAAGGGGACAUUAUAAACGAGGCGUUGUUUGAAAAACUCGAAAUCUAUGCGCAGGCGCCGCAAGAAAACGUGGAUGCGAUUCGAUCGCAUUUGGUCAAAAUCCACGCACGGAUCACGUCAUCGGAACGACGGAUAAGGGAGUACGCCCAGCAAAUGCUAUGGCGCGAAAAUUCGGACGCUGUGAAGACGUUCCUCAAGAUUCUAGAGAAUUGCAAGGACAACGUUGCAAAUUGUAGCGCGGUCAGCAUUAUCCACGAGUGCAUCUCGCCUCGGACUUCCAAAGUAAAAUGCAAAGGAUUCAAGCACAAGAAUGCGACUAGAAACAAUUGUCGAGCGGCGAUCACCCAGCUGAUUAAUUUUGGAGGUACGCAAGUCAUGAUAAAACUUCUCAACAAUUUGCAACGCAGAGACAUAGGCGUGGUCGAAAUGCUUCUGCAAGAAGUUCUUUACAUUCUGGGGCAAGUAGCUCAGAGGGAUCACAAGUUUGCGACAAAGGUGAAGUCGCUCAACGCCACAAAGUCAUUCCACUCCUUGUUGAAGGAGCACUACAACGAUAGCAGGACUCUUCUCCCAUUGUUGCUGAUCGUCAAGGCCCUUGCCAGGAAUCCGUUUUCUCAGCAGGUAUUGAUCAAAGAUGGGAUUGCUGGUACUUUGGAAAAAACGCUGGUCAGCCUCGGAUAUACCCCGCACCUGAAGAUGAAGACCUUGCUCGAGAGCUUCAAGUAUUUCACGAUAAACAAGCUUUACUGUAUGAAAUUCGUGAAAGCCGGCAUCGUCCACUCGUUGAUGAGGAUUUUCGAAAGGUGGAAUAGAUUCGACGGGCCCAUGAGGCUGAAAAUUUGCAAUUACGCCCUGAACACGAUGCAGCACAUUUGCAUGAUGAAAUCGGGGAGGAAGGCGAUUAAGUCGAACAAUGGGCUGCAAGUGUUGUACAGAUUCUCCACCAGUUGUCCAGAAGACAAGGCUUACGACACUUUGUUGUCACGAGUGUACGCGAUAUUUAAUCAGUGCCUCGAGAAAAAGGAAUUGCCAGUGCCCGAAAUGUCGCCCGCAAGGUUUAUCCUGCCAGUAACAAGUACCAGGAUGAACAGUGCGGACAGUUGCAGUGACAUCGACAGUCAGGUGAACGGUGUCGCUGGGUUGGACAAAUACUACAGCGACGCAGACUCGGAUAUCGACGAGGACGAUGACGACUCGAAGAAUUCAAGAAAACCGCGAGAAACAGACCUCGUUGAUGAAAUCGACGAGAAUAAUUUUUUCUCGGGUGUCAUUACCUCUUUACGAUCGGAAGAAGACCUGAUGGGGUACCACGUCUUCUAUCGAGAAUUAGGUGACAGACAAGCCCAGCUGUCUCUUGGGAGGUCCUUCCUAGAAAGACUUUUCCAGCUACCCGGCACCAUGGAGGACAAUAAACGGUCCUAUCACCAAGCCUUAAACAAAUUAAUAAUGAUCGGAAACAAGUCCUCCAGCAAUGGAGCGAGCGAGAAAAUUUCAGCGACCGACAAUUCCCAGAGAAUUCAUAUUUCGGGAACGCCGAAGGUCUUUGAUAACCUGACCAAGCAAAUGUCCGACAAGCACGUGUACUGUCUUGUUGCCAGUGCUGUCAAGAGUGUCAUCGGUUUUGUCAAGGUGGCUUAUCCAGACCUCGUGGGUGGUCGAGGUUCCGGAAAAUUGGAGCCCUUGAACAGGAAGGACCGAAAAGUCUGUCGCUCCAAAUUGUUGGUCUGCCUUGAUCGAAACCUCCACCCUGACAACUUCACCCAUGUGACCGUCUACGAUUUGGACGAGUUGUCAUCCAGUCCAGGAAAUAAUACAACCCCCAAGCUGCUCUGCAACUGGGACGAGGAAAGGGUUGGUAUGCAAGGGAACGACUCGAAGCAGCUGCAGUUUGAGUCCAGGUUCGAGAGCGGGAAUCUCAGGAAAGCCAUCCAGAUAGGUCUCAGGGAGUACGAGCUGAUCUUAUCGCCGGAUGUGAACAGUGGAUCGCGACAUCAGUGGUUCUACUUCGAGGUCUCCAACAUGGAUGCCAACGUGCCGUACACAUUCGACAUCGUCAACUGUGAGAAAGCGAACUCUCAGUUCAACUUCGGCAUGAAGCCGAUCUUGUUCAGCGUGAAGGAGUCCCAGCUGGGGAGACCAGGAUGGAUCAGGACCGGGGUGGACAUUUGUUACUACAGGAACUGCUAUCAACGUCCAGCAAGAGGGAAGAACUAUCUAACGACUUCGUUCACGAUAAACUUCCCUCACAGCUACGACGUCUGUUACGUUGCCUAUCAUUUCCCCUACACGUAUAGUCAGCUGAUGACUAGCAUUUGGAAGUGGUCCAAAGAGUUAGACUCCAGCAGCAUCCUCUUCAGGGCGGAGCCUUUCUGCACGAGUCUGAACACCAACGAGAGUCCAUUGUUGACCAUCACGGCUCCUGAUUCUAAAAGCAACUCAAUGCACAACCGAAAGAUGAUCUUCCUAACCUCCAGAGUGCACCCUGGAGAGAGCAACUCGUCGUGGAUCAUGCAUGGCACCUUGGAAGCUCUUCUAAGUCCUUCCGAUUAUGCCAGCAGCCUUCGAGAUGACUACAUCUUCAAGGUUGUUCCUAUGCUGAACAUCGAAGGUGUGGUCAACGGCUGCAACCGAUACGGUCUUACCAAUGAGGACCUCAACAGGCGCUGGAGUAAUCCCGACCAAGUGCUUCAUCCUGUAAUAUACCACACCAAAGGGCUGAUGGAGUACUCGACAAAGGUCUUGCAGAGGCCUCUUCACGUGUUCGUGGACUAUCAUGGACAUUCUCGAAGGAAAAAUGUAUUUUUGUUCGGCUGCUCGAAGUCGGGCUCCUGGAGCGCGGCGGACAGGUCCAAGCCGGACCAGCCGAUGCAGUAUUUGAUGCUGCCGCACUUGAUGCAGAAAAUCUCGCCGGCGUUCGCAAUGUCGCUCUGCUCGUUCAAAGUGGAGAGGAAGAAGGAAUCCACGGCCAGAGUCGCGAUUUGGCGCCAGUUGGGAGUCUCGAGCAGAAGUUACACGAUGGAGAGCAGUUUCUGCGGCUGCGACCAGGGUCCUUUGGCAGGAUUCCACCUGGACACGAAACACCUGAAGGAUAUAGGCAUCGAUUUUUGUCAAGCCUUGUCGAUGAUGAAGGACGGGGGUGAAGAGUGGAACGUUGAUAUGUCCGGAGAGGAGUCCUGUUGCCCUCUGAAAUGCAUUUUAGGGAAGUCUAAGAAACCGCCGAAGUGCAUUCAGGACAAAGACGCGAAGUACCAUUUUACGGAAACCUCGUUGUUCCGAAAAGACAUGUAGUUGAAGGCCAAGAACCACCACCAGGGAAGAAUUUUCAGUUGGAGUGGGUGGUGCGAAUGAUGAAGGGUCAUCAAGCGGUUCUGACGAUUCAGUUUCUGAUGAUUAAACUUAAUUAAAACGAAGGCUUUAAUCGUUAUAUCCUACGGAGCUUAUUUCGUGCGGCUCAUUCGUUGACUCGAGUACUGUUCUAGAUUAUUUUCAUAAAACGAUCCCCCAGUUUUUGUCUCCUCGAAUUAAUCACCUGCACCUCGGCGUAAAUUGGGCCGUACUUGGAGUGAUAAAAAUGUACGUAGAGGUCACUUUCGAGUAUGAAAUUAUAUUCGGAAUAAAUGUUACUAUAUUCGCUAGACUGCUCCGUUAUUUCUACAAGUAAGCUCGUUUCGUUUUCAGCUGCACAACUAAUUAAUGUGAGAGCCUGAUUAGAAAUCCUGGGCAGGGCAAAAGGUACAGAAAUACCCUGAUGCAUAUUAAACAAUUAAAAAAAAAAGCAUAGAUGUAAAGUGACUCAGGUAAGAAGAAUUAAUGUACCGGUACAAACUUCAGAAAAUAUAUCUUUGUGGAUAAACUUGAA
Messenger RNA from Orussus abietinus, 4320 nucleotides. Its product is annotated as cytosolic carboxypeptidase 4. Gene Ontology annotation, biological process: proteolysis; C-terminal protein deglutamylation; protein side chain deglutamylation. The coding region runs from base 357 to 3749 and encodes 1130 amino acids. The transcript is spliced from 20 exons. The record is from RefSeq and is a predicted model, not a curated record. Gene Ontology annotation, molecular function: zinc ion binding; metallocarboxypeptidase activity. NCBI's taxonomy places the organism in Eukaryota, Metazoa, Arthropoda, Insecta, Hymenoptera, Orussidae.